AUGCCGACGACGGAGAAAAUGGGUUGGAAGCUGCCGGAGUGUUGCAACGGGGAGACCGAAGGGAUGAUGAAGAACAGUUGGAGCUUAGGUAGAGAUGAAAUUGAGGAAGAAGAGAGAAAACAUAUACAACACCCCAGAACACAAUUGAAUCGGUUUGACUUAGUUAUCACUCCUCAACAUGACUAUUAUCCUUUGACCCCUCAAGGACAAGAGCAGGUUCCUCGAUUUCUUAGGAAGUGGAUUACUCCUCAGGAACCCCCUGGCAAGCAUGUGGUCCUGACAGUGGGAGCUUUACAUCAAAUUGAUUCCACUGCUCUUCGUAGUGCAGCUAGUACAUGGCAUGAUGAGUUUGCACCUCUGCCAAAGCCCUUACUUGUGGUUUAUGUUGGUGGGCCUACAGGUUGUUGUCGUUUUGGUGCGGACCUUGCAAAGCAGUUGACAUCCAGUUUGCUUAGCGUUCUUGUAAUCUGUGGAACUAUCAAAAUAUGUUUUGCUGAUAGGACUCCUGAAAAGAGUGUAUCAAGUGGCGCCGUCUGA
Messenger RNA from Humulus lupulus (European hop), 537 nucleotides. Its product is annotated as mitochondrial fission protein ELM1-like. Bases 1 to 537 code for a protein of 178 amino acids. The transcript is spliced from 5 exons. The record is from RefSeq and is a predicted model, not a curated record. Lineage: Eukaryota; Viridiplantae; Streptophyta; Magnoliopsida; Rosales; Cannabaceae. Gene Ontology annotation, biological process: mitochondrial fission. Gene Ontology annotation, cellular component: mitochondrial outer membrane.